Molecule: messenger RNA, 2941 nt
Organism: Vombatus ursinus (common wombat)
Lineage: Eukaryota; Metazoa; Chordata; Mammalia; Diprotodontia; Vombatidae
Gene: PIK3AP1
Product: phosphoinositide-3-kinase adaptor protein 1
Exons: 17
Coding region: 174-2606 (810 amino acids)
Biological process (GO): signal transduction
Cellular component (GO): cytosol
Molecular function (GO): signaling receptor binding; phosphatidylinositol 3-kinase regulatory subunit binding
Source: RefSeq, a predicted model, not a curated record
ACCGCCCCGAGGAAGCGCAGCUUCUGCCCAGCCCAGUUCGAUUCCUAAGCUGGAGUCCCCGGAACAGAAGCUGGAGCCUCUUUGCCUCUCCCCUGCCUCUUUCCCGCCCUCGGCAGGAUUACAGGAGGUCCUACGGCCCGGGAUGUGAGCUGGGCUCCCCUCCAUCCUCUGCCAUGGCAGCCUCAGGAACCCCCAGGAGCUGUGAUAUCUUAAUUGUCCACAGUUUAGAUGCCCAAGAAUGGUGUCAGUAUCUGCAGAAUCUUUUCCUUUCAAGUUGUCAGAUUCGGAACCAGCACAUCUUGACCUAUGAACUGAGACACGGGGCUGCCAUCUCCACUAGAGACCUGACCCUCUUCCUUAACAGUCGAUGUAUCAUUGUACUCCUAUCAUUUGAACUAGUCCAGAACUUUUAUCAACCUGACGUGCUCUCCAGCCUUCAGAAUGCCCUGUGCCCUCCCCAUAGGGUGUUGAAGCUGUUCUGUGGAGUAGACGACUGUGAAGAUUUCUCGGGAUUCUUUGAGGACUGGGCUUGUUGGCAGGAGCUCACUUAUGAAGAUGAGCCUGAAAUCUAUGUGGCUGCAGUGAAGAAGGCUUUUUCAGAAGAUUCUGGCUGUGACUCCAUCACGGACACCGAGGCCGAAGACGAAAAGACCCUUCCUUGCUCUAAGCAUAUUUCCUCUACUCAGAAGAACUGGCACCAGGAGACCACACCAGGGAACCUAAUGGUGGUGCAGCCAGACCGAAUUCGUUGUGGGGCUCACACAAUAGUUUAUGUUAUUGUGAAAUGCAAGCUGGAUAGCCAAGUGAAAACAGAAGCCGAAUUUUCUCCUGAGAACUCCCCUUCAGUACGCAUGGUUGCCAAGUUGGAGAAUGAAUACACAGUUUCUAUAAAGGCGCCUGAUUUAUCUUCAGGAGAUGUUUCUCUGAAGGUCUAUUCAGGUGACCUAGUGGUAUGUGAAGCAACUGUCCACUAUUAUACUGACAUGGAGGAAAUUGGAAACCUGUUGGCCGGUGCAGCCAAUCCCGUAGAGUUCAUGUGCCAGGCCUUUAAAAUUGUGCCCUACAACAUUGAAACCCUUGAUAAGCUUCUAACUGAGUCUCUGAAGAAGAAUAUUCCUGCAAGCGGGCUGCAUCUGUUUGGGAUCAACCAGUUAGAAGAAGAAGAUAUGAUGACCACUCAGCGGGAUGAGGAGCUGCCCACCUUGCUUCAUUUUGCUGCAAAGUACGGACUGAAGAACCUCACGGCCCUGCUGCUGACCUGCCCUGGAGCUUUACAAGCCUAUAGCGUGGCCAACAAUCACGGUCACUACCCCAACACCAUUGCUGAGAAGCACGGCUACAGGGACCUGCGGCAGUUCAUCGACGAAUAUGUGGAAACGGUGGACAUGCUGAAGAGUCACAUUAAGGAAGAGUUAAUGCAAGGGGAGGAGGAUGACUCCAUGUAUGAGUCAAUGGCCCACCUUUCCACAGACUUGCUGAUGAAAUGUUCCCUCAAUCCUGGCUGCGAUGAGGAACUGUAUGAGUCCAUGGCUGCUCUGUCUCCAGCAUCCACGGAGGAUCUUUAUGUAGAGAUGCUCCAGUCCAGUGCAUCUAACGCGAAAUCCGCAGACUCUUUUCCCGUAGCCACCAAAGACUCCAUCAUUCGCAAAUUCUUGGAAGGCAACAAUGUAGAAGCACCUCGUUUGGAGAGAGACUCUUGCCCUGGUGAUGGGGAUGAAGAUGUUUACCACACAGUUGAAGAUGAUAGUGCCUUUUCUAUGGAUCUUGCCAACAGACCCCCAGUGCCUGUGCCCAGGCCGGAGGCCAGUCCUCAUGCCAGUCACCAGAUGUCCCAGAGUGAACCAUAUAUUUCUAAAGUAUUUGCAGAUAAAAGUCAGGAGAGGCCUGGAAAUUUGUAUAUUUCUUCUGAGUUCAUGAGAAAAGAAUCAUUGGUCAGGCCGUGGAGGGACAGACCUCAGUCAAGCAUCUAUGAUCCAUUUGCUGGCAUGAAAACUCCUGGCCAGAGACAGCUCAUCACUUUACAGGAACAAGUAAAACUGGGCAUUGUUAACGUGGAUGAGGCUGUUCUCCAUUUCAAGGAGUGGCAACUGAAUCAGAAGAAGAGAUCAGAGUCCUUUCGCUUUCAGCAGGAAAAUCUUAAACGGUUACGAGACAGCAUAACUCGAAGACAACUAGAGAAGCAAAAAUCCGGGAAACAAUCAGACUUAGAGAUCACGGUUCCUAUUAGACAUUCUCAGCAACUCUCUGGAAAAGUAGAGUACGGAAUCUACGAAAGUGGCCCCAGGAAGAGCAUCUUACCACCAAAAAGCACAUUACGCCGAGGCGACUGGAAAACAGAAAGUACUUCGAGUACAUCAAGUAGCAAUAGUAACCGUUCCAGCACACGAAGUGUCCUCAGUGUCAGCAGUGGGAUGGAAGGUGACAAUGAGGACAGUGAAUUCCCGGAAGUUAACAGAAGCCGUAGCCCAGGUCCCCAGCACAUGGAGAGAGCCCCCUUCAAGUCACUGGAAAGGCCUCCCAGGAUACCUCCGCGAGCUGCCUCACACAGGCCUCCAAGUAGAGAGAAUUUCCAUCCUCCUCCACCUGUUCCACCAAGAGGCCGCUGACUCCUCCUCUACCAUCUUCUUUAAAUAGGACUUUGGAAGAAAAGCAAGCGAUUUCCAGCUCCUUAAUGAUGUCAUCACUGACUUAAUGUUGGAUUGUACUGAUAUUUCUCCUGGCCUUAAGAUAUAUAACAAGGUCAGACUGGGCUGUCUGAAGAAGGCACUCCUUUGCUGCCAAGGACUGGGAAGCCAGGAACUUCAUUUCCUCUUAAACAAGCUGAGUGAGAAGUUCCUUUGUUCCCUAGAAGACAGAAGACUUGGUUGGAAUAUGUGCCUUUCAUUAGGGGAUCUAAAAAAACCCUCUAAGAAUAUUCAUAAAAAUGUGUUUUUAAAAUUUA